AGGACUUAUGACAGUGCCUCCUUCGCCCAAAGCCGGCUCAAGACGUCACUCUCCCCUUAAGCCCAAGGGGACAGCAAGGAAGGCUCGGGAGCCCAGAAAAGAAGGAAGGGAAGGGAAGGAGAGGAGGGUGUCGCUGGAGCAUGCUUCCUCUGGUGGGACGGCAGGCUCCCCAAUGAUGCCCCGCAGAGCCGUCCCCCUUUGCGGAGAGCGCCAUGUGGGAACGCCUCAAGCGGGCCCUGGGCGGCAUCCGGAGGGGCCUGCGGGUCUUCUGGACCAAGAACGGCCUCCUGGUCCUCUCCUUGCUCUCUGUGGUCACCGGCUGCGGCGUGGGAUUCCUGCUCCGCCGCCUGGAGCUCUCUGACCUCGAGAAGCAAUACUUCUCUUUCCCUGGAGAACUUUUGAUGCGGAUGCUGAAGAUGCUCAUUUUGCCAUUGAUCACUUCCAGUCUGAUGUCAGGCUUGGCCACCAUGGACUCCAAGGUGUGUGGGAAGAUGGGAGUGAUCACCAUCACCUACUACCUGUGGACCACCUUCCUAGCCGUCACAACUGGCAUCGUCCUAGUCAUCAGCAUCCAUCCGGGGGCCGCCGCCCAGAAGGAGGACUACGCCGUGGGCAAAGUGGUGCUCAGCUCCGCCGAUGCCCUCCUCGACCUCAUCAGGAACAUGUUCCCUUCAAACCUCAUUGAGGCCUCCUUCCAACAGUACCGGACAGUGCUGGUGCCGGUGGUGAAGACCUCGAAGGACCCGAAGGCGGCCAGGAAGUCAGUCAGCUUCAUCUAUUUCCUGCCGGAUGCAGCCAACCCAGGGGUGCAGCGCCCGGUGCUGCUGGAGAUCACACCUGCCCCCGAAAUGACCUACCGCACCCUCCCUGGCAGCAACAGCGAGAUGAAUGUCCUGGGCAUCGUCAUCUUCUCCGCCACCAUUGGUUUCCUGCUGGGCAAGAUGGGGGAGCGCGGGGCGCCGCUGGUGAACGUGUGCCAAUGCCUGAACGAAGCUGUGAUGAAGAUCGUCUCCAUGGCCGUGUGGUACUUCCCCUUCGGUAUUGUCUUCCUGAUCGCAGGGAAGAUCCUGGAGAUGGAGGACCCCUACAUAGUGGGGAAGAAGCUGGGCCUCUACGCCAUAACCGUGGUCACUGGGCUGGCCAUCCACAGCCUCUGCUUUUUGCCCCUCCUCUUCGCCCUCAUCACCCGGAAGAACCCCUUCGCCUUCAUCCGCGGCAUCCUCCAGGCCCUGCUUAUCGCCCUGGCCACCUCCUCCAGCUCGGCCACCCUUCCCAUCACCCUCAAGUGUCUUCUAGAGAACAACGGGAUUGACCGGCGCAUAGCCCGCUUUGUCCUCCCUGUCGGUGCCACCAUCAACAUGGACGGGACCGCCCUUUAUGAGGCUGUGGCCGCCAUUUUCAUUGCACAAGUCAACGAAUAUGACCUGGACUUGGGGCAGAUCAUCACCAUCAGCAUCACAGCCACGGCUGCCAGCAUUGGGGCGGCCGGCAUCCCCCAGUCGGGCCUGGUCACCAUGGUCAUCGUCUUGACCUCGGUCGGACUGCCCACUGAAGACAUUACCCUCAUCAUCGCCGUUGACUGGGCCUUGGACCGUCUCCGGACUAUGACCAAUGUACUUGGUGACGCGUUGGCAGCUGGCAUCAUGGCACACAUCUGCCGAGAGGAUUUUGCCACCGUGGCCCCCAAAGCCCGCAAGGCCAAGAAGCCCCCCGUGGUGGUCCCUUCGCUGGGCCUCCCCAAGAACCACGUGGUGGAGAUUGUCCGGGAGUCGGGUCCCCAGCAGAACCACUUUGGCGGCGUCUGCCACGUCUGACUGGCACAAGGGCUUUGGGGCACACCCAGGAGGAGGCAUGGGGUAAGCCCUUGGGACUCAUUAUCCGACAAGGACGGAAUCCAACUCCCCCAAAGCCGCCUUCUCCAGGAAUUCUUCUCCUUCCUUGGGAUGACUUUGGAUCCUUUGGGAUAUUGAACAACAUAUCUAUCUGUCUAAAAAUACGCUUCUUUCUGGCAAAAGGCUGGCGGCAAGGCUCCCAAAUCUAGCUGCGAAAUCGGAGCCUGAUAAGAGAUUUUGAGAGAGAUUCACACUGUGAAGUAUCUUUUCAAUCCAUUGAAGCGAACCGAGGAUGAAAGGAGGAAGAGGAAGAGAGGAAGUGGGACAUUGAGAAGGCAAUGGAGUUGAUGGGGAAGAGCAGGGCAAGAGAGGAAAGAGCGGCUUCCCCGUCGCUUUCCAUGUUCCUUCGGACUUUGCAACGCCGGCCCUGCAGACACUGAUCUAGAUGGUGCUUUUUUAUACACAUAUCUCUGUACAAAAUAACAAAUAAAAAAGGGUGACUGAAACGCA
Molecule: messenger RNA, 2342 nt
Organism: Anolis sagrei ordinatus
Lineage: Eukaryota; Metazoa; Chordata; Lepidosauria; Squamata; Anolidae
Source: RefSeq, a predicted model, not a curated record